CGACCGGUCAGUUGAGGAACUUCUGCCAUAUCAUCAAACUUUUUUCCACUUUUUCGUAGCAGAUUUAUUACUAAAGGAUAAAAACUCAGUUCGUUUGGGAACCAAGCUAGUUUAAGAUGAAUGCUGCUCCGUUUACAGUAGAAAUGAUCUUUGUGUUCCUUCUGACCCUAUGUCUUCUUCACCAGUAUGGAAACUGGCGAAAGCAACAUUGGCUUGUCACAACCGCAGUUUUUGUUUCUUGGUAUUUCUCGUUUCUGAUCGUCUUUAUCCUUCCUUUAGACGUAUCAGGGACAUUUUAUAGGAAAUGUUUGUAUGAAGCCAAAUCAAACAUCAAUAAUCUGAAGGGAGAUCUUGGUUCAAACCCGUCAACAAAUGGCUCCAUUAAGAACUCCAACAAGACGAGUCCGUCAAGUAACUGUGAGGAGCCAUGGAGUUAUUUACCAGAACACGUCCUUCCUGAUCUUUGGCGGGUUGUAUAUUGGUCUUCCCAGAUACUUUCAUGGCUUAUCCUACCCAUAAUGCAGUCAUACUCCUACGCUGGAGAUUUCACUGUACGUGGGAAAAUCAAAACUGCGCUGUAUGAGAAUGCAUUGUGGUAUGGCAGUUAUUUGAUCAUUUUUGGUAUCCUUCUGGUGUAUGUCAUCGUGAAACCUGAUAUUCAUUUAGAUGGAGCAAAUCUCAAAAUUCUUGGCAUCACUGCAUCUAACACUUGGGGGCUGCUUCUGCUUGUGUUUCUGAUGGGUUAUGGAUUGGUUGAAGUGCCACGCACCACAUGGAAUACUGCCAGGCUGGAGUUACAGAUGGCUCAUGCAUAUUUCAAGAUCUCGAAGCUGAGUGUUGAGAAAGAAGAGGCUGAUGAACAGUUUUCAGAAGUCGUAGAGGAAGUACAUCGGGCAUCUGAAGCCAUACGUUACAGGCACCCACUUAGAAAGUACCUUGAAGUUAUUAUUAAGAAGUUCCCAGAGGAGUCAGGCUUCAACAGAGGGACUGAUGACUAUGUUGAUUAUGAGGACUAUCUUAAGGAGACUGGAAGUAAAAUCACCGAGACACACACUGAGAAAAGCUUGGUAAAACUUCACAAGAGGGGAAUAAUUGUCACUCACACUUCAAGACGCACACAUUGUCAGUGGAACAUGCAGCUUGAAAAGGUGUUUGAGCUGGAAGAUUUAUCCCGGAAUGCUGGUAGCAGUGAUAGACAUUACAAAUCAUCUCUAAAAGGGCCCUCCACAGGAAUUAGGCCAGUUCUGGAGUGGUAUUGGCGUGUUUGGUUAUGUCCAUGGUUACUGCGCAUCACAGCAAUUCUUCUGUUCUUGUUGUCUGUGACUCUGGUGUGGUCAGAGGUGACAUUCUUCAAUGUCCAACCAGUUUUGUCAAUAUUUGCACAGAUGAUACGCAGUGCUAGUAAAGGAUAUUAUUAUUUCUACGUAGAGGUUAUAUCGUGUAUAAUCAUUUCAUACAUGUGUGUUUGUGUGUACUACACUGUAUUCAGAAUGAGGUUCUUCAACUAUUACUACUUUGCACCAAAGCAUCAGACAGAUCCAAACAGCUUGCUCUUUAGUGGAUUACUCCUCUGCCGGCUGACUUAUGCUUUAUGUCUUAACUUUCUUGCUGUUAUUCAUCUUGAUGGCCAUGUGACUAGGGAAGCAGAACCAGUGGAAACUUCCUUUACUAUAUUCAUGGGUCACAUGGAUGUGUUGUCAUUAAUUUCCAAAGGAGUCAACAUGUACUACCCAAUGUGUGUUGUGUUGGUGUGUCUGACUACAUACUUUAGCCUGGGUACCAGAUGUCUGAACUGUCUUGGUUUCCAAACUUUUAUCAUUGAAGAUGAUUUGUCAGCAGAGUAUGUCAGUGAAGGAAAGGAUAUAGCACGAAGAGAGAGAAGAAAGAGAGAAAUGCUGACAGAAGAUGGCAGUAGAAAGGAAACUUGGUCAGAGAGAGCUGAGUCAGCAAAGAGAAAACUAUCCACUCGUAAAUCGGAUCGCGAAGGCGGAAGACUCUCAAACAGGGACCUUGCCAAUUCCAGUACAAACUUAACCGCAUCGGAUGGAAAGUAUGCAAGGUAUUCAAGGUUUGACCCUGAAAGUGAUCGUGUAGAAUUGCUGUCAACUGCAGACUAUGAUAUCAACAGUUCAGAAUCCAGUUAUGGAGGUGCCUCAAGUUAUGGAAUUUCCUCCUCUAGUCGAGCACCAAAGAAUAUCUUUGAUGAUUUAUAAUGAAGAAGUUUUUAGACAUACUCUAUCUUGUCUUUGUGAACUUGAAAGUUGUGAAUGAGAGUGACAUUUUCCUCCCAGUUAUGCAAGAGUCGACUUCCAGAAAGUAAGCAUCAUCAGUAGAGUCAACAAAACAUUUUCCUUUUCUUGAGCUCUAUUAUUUCUUUAAUUAUUUGUGUUGAUGAAUUAUUCUUCUGGGAAAAGUUGUUCAAAGCAAGCUAAAUAUAUGUUCUGGGUCAGGGGUCUCACCUAAAACAAUACUUAUCAUGUUUUGAACAGCUUAGCCUUGACUUGAUUCAAAUUACACUUGUGGUUCAAUAAUUGAAACAAGAAUUAAUGAUAAGUUUUCAAUUACUGUUGACUUAAACUCUGAAGGGAAACAAAAAUUAGUUCAAGUUAUAGGGGUCCGAGUGUUGAAUUUCAAUGUGUUUUCCAUCAUUUGUAAUUUUUGUUUAUCAAAUUUGUGAUGUUAUAGCCUUAUCACAAGGAUUUAAGAGUUAAAAGAUCUUAACCAAUAUUUUUCCAAACUUGAAAAAUCAUAAUUCAGUUGUCUGGGGCAAAUGUAUUUCUGUCCCAAAGAAGUAACUUGUGUAGCUUAACUGACCAAUUAGAACAACUCCAUGCAAGUUUCAUUUCACUCCAAUUCUUGGGGAUGAGGUGCAUUUUGGGUUUUGUUUUCUCUAGCCCUGGGCCUGGUUGUUUGAAAUGAAGUCAGUGAUAAUCCCGAAUUAAAAGCUUAAUAACCUGUUGGUGAUUUCUCAUGAAAUAAGGGGCUUACAUUUUGAGGGAUAUUACCCAAGGGUACAACAAAACUGAAGGAAAAAUAUAAACAAUCAAAACUGUUUGGUGCAAAGCUACAAAAAUAAAUUAAAAAAACUCUUGGCUAACCUUCAGUGAGCUUAAGUGAGUUUUGAAGAAUGCAGCUCAAAUUGUAAGAGCUUGGCUUUUCAUACCAUUUUAGGGUAUUUAUUUAGUAAGAUAGAAAUAGUUGAAAAGCAGUUUCCUAAAAAGUCAUUGUAGUUUUAAUUCAACAUUAGAUGGAAGCAAACCAUUGCUAACUGGUAUCCAAUUUUUAAACUAGAACAUGGAUUACUUCUAACAACAAUCAAAGGUGCGUUGAUACUUGGGCUACUCUACCCUAACAAAAAUUUAUGGGCUAAUGUAUUUGUAACAUGACUUAUUGUAUUUAUUACUAAACCUUAGGAAGCAUUGAACAUUAAGAGACCUUGGAAUAAAAAUAAUUGAAAUGUUA
Messenger RNA from Stylophora pistillata, 3462 nucleotides. RefSeq names its product G protein-coupled receptor-associated protein LMBRD2. NCBI's taxonomy places the organism in Eukaryota, Metazoa, Cnidaria, Anthozoa, Scleractinia, Pocilloporidae. The record is from RefSeq and is a predicted model, not a curated record. Gene Ontology annotation, cellular component: membrane.